AUGGUUCGUCUAACGGUUGAGUUGAUUGACAACGCACCGCAGUUCAUCAACACUGUUCGAGAACGGGAACUGAACUUGCGUGGUUAUAAGAUACCUGUUAUUGAGAACAUGGGAAUCACAAAGGAUCAAUUUGAUGUCAUUGAUUUGACAGAUAACGACAUUAAGCGACUAGAUAAUCUGCCGCUGCUGAAGCGGUUGCAUACUCUCUACCUACACAAUAACAGAGUCCAGUAA
This is a messenger RNA of Angiostrongylus costaricensis, 234 nucleotides long. The record is from the annotation of a GenBank genome assembly. Lineage: Eukaryota; Metazoa; Nematoda; Chromadorea; Rhabditida; Metastrongylidae.